Molecule: messenger RNA, 2666 nt
Organism: Chenopodium quinoa (quinoa)
Lineage: Eukaryota; Viridiplantae; Streptophyta; Magnoliopsida; Caryophyllales; Amaranthaceae
Product: subtilisin-like protease SBT4.14
Exons: 11
Coding region: 107-2347 (746 amino acids)
Biological process (GO): proteolysis
Molecular function (GO): serine-type endopeptidase activity
Source: RefSeq, a predicted model, not a curated record
AUGGGAUAUAUAUCUUAAAUCUUUAAAUAAGUGAAUAAAACAUUCGCAUAAAUAGAUAAACUACACCAAAGCAGAGCACGCACACACUAUUUUUGACAAAGAAGUCAUGCCUUCAGAAUUAGGAAACUUCCUCAAAAUUCUUCUCAUCAUCUUCUUUGUUUCAUUCUCUAAUAUUUUAGCUGCCACAAUCAACCAAAAUGACCACGAAAAGAAAUUUUACAUUGUUUACUUGGGAAAUCAUCCACCAGAUGAUGAAGCUACGGCAAAUCGAGCACAUAUUGAUGUACUCUCUAAUCUAAAAGGAAGUGAAUUCGAAGCAAGAGAAUCAAUAGUUCAUAGUUAUCAUAGAAGCUUCAACGCGUUUGCUGCAAAAUUAUUCAAUCAUGAAGCAAAAUCAUUGUCUGAUAUGGAAGAGGUGCUAUGGAUAUUCGAAAACAAAUAUCACAAGCUGCACACAACAAGAUCAUGGGAUUUUAUUAGAUUUCCUCAAUCAGCUAAGAGAAAAUUGAAGACUGAGAGUAAUAUCAUUGUUGGUCUUUUUGAUACAGGAAUCACUCCAGAGUCAGAGAGCUUUAAGGAUGAUGGGCUUGGACCACCCCCAGCAAAAUGGAAAGGAACUUGUAAUCACCAUGCUAAUUUCUCUGGUUGCAACAACAAAAUCGUAGGAGCCCGGUACUUCAAACUCGACAACGUCCCAGACCCUUCCGACAUCCUCUCCCCCAUCGACGUCGAAGGCCACGGCACACACACCUCCUCAACCCUCGCCGGAACCCUAGUUCCCGAUGCUAACCUCGCAGGCCUCGCCGCCGGAACUGCGCGCGGCGCCGUCCCCUCCGCCAGAAUUGCCGUCUACAAAGUAUGCUGGGCUUCCUCCGGUUGCUCCGACAUGGACAUUCUCGCCGCCUUUGACCACGCCAUCUCCGACGGCGUUGACUUAAUCAGUAUCUCAAUUGGUGGGCCAUCUUCCGGUUAUGUUUCCGACUCCAUUUCAAUUGGGUCUUUUCAUGCUAUGAGAAAAGGGAUUCUUACUGUGGGAUCUGCUGGAAAUGAUGGGCCCACUUCUGGGACUGUUGCGAAUCAUGCUCCUUGGAUGUUGAGUGUUGCUGCUAGUGGGAUUGAUCGUGGGUUUCGUAGUAAGGUUUCUCUUGGUAAUGGAAACUCAAUUUCGGGAGUCGGGAUAGACUUGUUUGAUACUGGGAAAUCAUAUAGUCUUGUUAGUGGUGAGGAUGCAGCAAAGAAUUCAGAUAACAAGGAAAAUGCAAGAUACUGUAUGGAAGAUUCAAUGAGCCCUUCCAAGGUUAAAGGAAAGCUUGUUCUAUGCAAGCUACAGGACUGGGGUGUUGAUUCAGUGGUGAAAGGAAAUGGGGGCGCUGGUGCUAUCGUCACAAGUUCAAGGUUUCUUGAUGUUGCUAUGAUAUUCAUGGCACCAGGAACCAUAGUUAAUUAUACUGUUGGUGAAAAGAUUUAUGACUACAUCCAUAAAUCAAGCUCACCAACAGCAACAAUAUACAGAUCCCAGGAGGUAAAUAUUUCAGCUCCAUUUAUUGGUUCAUUUUCAUCUCGAGGUCCAAAUCCAGGAUCUUUACGUCUUCUCAAGCCGGAUAUUGCUGCUCCUGGAGUUGAUAUUUUGGCAGCCUAUACCCCCUUGAAGUCAUUGACUGGAUUAAAAGGUGACAACCAACAUUCAAAAUUCACUCUCAUGUCUGGAACAUCCAUGGCAUGUCCCCAUGUUGCUGGGGUUGCUGCCUAUGUCAAGUCAUUUCAUCCAAAUUGGUCGCCUGCUGCCAUUAGGUCUGCCAUCAUUACCACUGCGAGGCCUAUGAGCUCAAGGUUCAAUAAAGAUGCUGAAUUUGCUUAUGGUGCUGGUCAAGUGAAUCCACUCAAAGCAAGGAGUCCUGGCUUAGUGUAUGAUAUGGAUGAAAUGCCUUACAUUCAAUUUCUGUGCAAGGAGGGGUAUAGUGGGGCUUCUUUGUCCGUUCUUGUUGGUUCAAAAUCCAUCAAUUGUUCUGCUUUGCUUCCCGCAUUUGGCCAUGAUUCUCUCAAUUAUCCUACAAUGCAGCUGAACUUGAAGAACAAGCAAGAGCCAGUAAUGACAGUGUUCCGCAGAAGAGUUACCAAUGUGGGUCCCUCAAAUAUAGUCUACAAUUCCAUUAUAAGAGCCCCCAAAGGUGUGAAUAUUACUGUUAAACCUACAAGUCUAUCAUUUUCUCGUGCCUUGGAGGUGCAGAGUUUCAAGGUUGUGGUGAAAGCAAAUCCCCUUUCAGGUGCAAAAAUCUUGUCAGCUUCUCUCAUUUGGAAAAGCUCCCGUCAUGUUGUUAGGUGUCCAAUUGUCAUUUAUAAAACAUAGAAGUAUAUAUUUAGAUGUAUGAGAACAAAGAAGAGAGGUGAUACCUUUAAUUAUUUGUUAGUAACCAAUAGGAUGUAUGUUAUAUUAGGUUUGUAUAUAACAGUGGACUCAUAGUUGAAUAAAUUAUGUUGACUGGAUCUGUCCUUCAGUUCUGAAAGUAGUUUCUAUUACUCGUGUAAAAGAUUUUCAGAACAUCCUUGCUUGAUACUUGUACUAUGUACAGUAUAUGUUUUCGUAUUCGCUGAUCAAGCAUUGUUUCCUUUGUAAUUGCAAUGCUGUAAAUGGAGAUUAAAAUUAUGUCAGGGAUCAAAUUUACCGA